Molecule: messenger RNA, 414 nt
Organism: Cylicocyclus nassatus
Lineage: Eukaryota; Metazoa; Nematoda; Chromadorea; Rhabditida; Strongylidae
Source: the annotation of a GenBank genome assembly
AUGUUCAUCCAUUUGUUCGUGGUUUUACCACUAGUUGAGGUUUUACCGAUGCCAGCUGAAGCAAGAAAUCGUUGUAAGGGUGAGACUGAUUGGAGGAAAGAACUGGAGAAGUUGGGUAAGACUGACUAUAGAUGGAAAAUGAAAGCACUGACUGCGCUUAACAAUUACUUCAAAGGAAUUCCCAAACUAAAAUACUGCCCAGAGGAGGAGGGAAAAGCCGACCGUUGUGCAUUAGCUAAUAUCGACAAUAUGUCGUUCGUAAAUCCGCAGUGUAGGCCAUUCCCAUAUAGACCACGCAAAGUCUAUGAAGAAGAUAAAAUAAAGGAAGAUGAAAUCGCUAAUUUGCUUGGACAAGAAUAUAUAAAGUUUUGUUAUGAGGAGGUGAGUAAGCAGUACUUAUGUCCACUCCAUUAA